This is a messenger RNA of Acipenser ruthenus (sterlet), 5487 nucleotides long. RefSeq names its product calcium uniporter protein, mitochondrial-like. The record is from RefSeq and is a predicted model, not a curated record. The transcript has 9 exons. Gene Ontology annotation, cellular component: mitochondrial inner membrane; uniplex complex. Bases 84 to 1193 code for a protein of 369 amino acids. NCBI's taxonomy places the organism in Eukaryota, Metazoa, Chordata, Actinopteri, Acipenseriformes, Acipenseridae. Gene Ontology annotation, biological process: calcium import into the mitochondrion; mitochondrial calcium ion homeostasis. Gene Ontology annotation, molecular function: uniporter activity; calcium channel activity.
CCCCGCCCGCUUGCUCACGCGCCCCCUCUCUCGCUCGGUUUCCCCGCAGCGGUCCGGACUUGGGGCUCGUUUCCAGUAGAGAGAUGGCAGCCACGGCAAGCAGAUCUUUGCUCGUUCUGUCCCGGAGCGCUGCAGCGCUGUCAGUCGGCUUCCCCGCAUUGGGCGUCACUAGGCACAGGCACCACCAGCACCAUAGAACGGCCAGCCCCACUGUCUCCUUCGCCCAGCACCCAGUCAGACGACUCCAUGGCCUGCGCUCAGAAGGCAGAUGUGCACUCAUCACAAGCCCCAACUCCCCCCUGCAGGUGUGGCAGAGCCAGAGGCUGCUGAGUUCUACUGCGCUGCCCCCCGAAGAGGUGAGCGUGGUGUAUCAGAACGGCCUGCCUGUGAUCUCGGUCAGCCUGCCCUCUCGACGGGAGCGAUGCCAGUUCACCCUCAAGCCCAUCUCCGACUCUGUGGGCGUCUUCCUUCAGCAGCUGCAGGCCGAGGACCGGGGCAUCGACCGGGUUGCCAUCUACUCUGCAGAUGGGACUCGAGUGGCCUCCUCCACAGGCAUCGAUAUCCUCCUCCUGGAUGACUUCAAGCUGGUCAUCAACGACACCACGCACGACGUGAGGCCGCCCAAGAGAGAUCUCCUGGCUCACGAGGAUGCAGAGACCCUCAGUGACGUCAAGAUGUUGGUCCAGCAGCUCUACACCACGCUGCAGAUCGAGGAGCAUCAGAUACACAAAGAGCGGCAGCUGAUAGGCAGGCUGGAGAACCUCAACUCCCAGAUCCUCCCCUUCGAGAAGUUGAAGGAAGAGCUGAGUCGGAAAGCAGAGAAGAGGGCCACCUGGGUGAUGUGGGGCGGCAUGGCCUACAUGGCGACCCAGUUUGGGAUCCUGGCCCGACUCACCUGGUGGGAGUACUCCUGGGACAUCAUGGAGCCCGUCACCUACUUCAUCACCUAUGGCAGCUCCAUGGCUAUGUAUGCCUACUUCGUCCUCACACGGCAGGAGUACAUCUACCCAGACGCCAGGGACCGACAGUAUCUGCUCUUUUUCCAUAAAGGAGCGAAAAAGAACCGCUUCGACAUCGAGAAAUACAACCAGCUCAAGGAUGCAAUUGCAGAGGCUGAACUGGACCUGAAACGACUGAGGGACCCUCUUCAGCUCCAGCUACCUAUCCAGCAAAUCAGCGACAAGAAGGAUUGAUAGGCUGAACAAUCCCCGCUCCCCUCUUUCGUCUCCCUUGCCCCCUCUGUGAAACGCCUUCAGUAGCCUGAAUCCCUUCCCCUCCCCUCCCCAACCCCCUAGGCCUACACACACUCUGAUGCUCCUCUCUCUCUCUCUCUCUCUCUCUCUCUCUCUCUCUCUCUCUCUCUCUCUCUCUCUCUCUCACACACACACACAAACAGACACGGCCGGAGAGUUGCGGUUUUUACCUUCCUACUGGGGGGGAAAAAAAUACUAAACAUUAUUGAAAAAAGCAUAAUAAAAUGGAAGAAAGAAUAAAAAAAAAAAAGUCAAAAGUACACAACUGGACCUUAGCAACAGUGACGAUGGCCUGAGCAUCGGAUCCAAUCAGAAGAGGUUUAGACCAAUGGAAGUGAUCUGGAAUACGCUCUUGCUCUUUGAUGUAGACUAGCAACUGAUCCCUCCACUCACAGUACGAAACAAAUCUUUAGGCUUUCUGGGCUGUGACACCUUAACUGCUCUGCCUGCCUCAUACCUGUUGAAAUCUCUGCCAUUCACUAUCAUUGGGAAUCCCAGUCCUGUCAUCCCGCGAUAAAUGAACGUCACAAAGGUUCCCAUUCACAGCACAGCCUGAUGCUGCGUGACCCAUGUCAUUAGUGGAUGUGGCACAUUAGGGAAUUCCCAAAGCACUUCUAACACGAGCGAUAACUGCCUGGGUGCGAAGUAGAUUAUUGUAUAAAACUGUAAACAAUGAUCUUUGUGGUGAGUGUGUGUAUAUUAGAUCAUGGAACGAAAAAUUUUAUAAACUGCAAACCUUCCUUUUGGACCAGAAGAGGGUACAGUUAUGUGCUAGGCUGGUAGAUGGUGCAAGUCUGGCAUAUUCCUAAACCUCAAUAGCAAAUUGUCCCCACAACUCUUGAGUGCAUGGAUAGGAACACAUGCAGUAUACCAAGGCUGAUAAGUGUACAGUAUAUGGUGAAUGUAAAUAUACAGGUUGUAUUGCAAUGAAACCUGGUAAACUUUGGAUAAUGGCCCAAUAAUGGCCUAAUAAUGGCCCCAGAACCUAAAGAUGUUUUUUUUUUUUCUUUUUUUCAAUUCUGUAUUUUAUACGAUGCCCCAAUGAAUCAAAUGUAAUUAUCAAGGGCUGGUUGCACAAAACACCUUGAGUAUUGAGUUCAAGUAGAACACUAAAGCAUAUUUUCCUCCAACUCGGGAAUUGACUUCAAUGUGUUAAGCUGUUUUCUCCAACACCCUUAAAUCAAGGAACACUUGAGGGGAAAACUAAUGGGGAAAUUUAAUUUGAGGCGUUUCAUGCAACUGGCCACUGGGCAAUCAUAUUUAGUGGCAAAACACUUUUUUUUUUUUUUUUAUAAAUUGUACCCCCCAAAAAAAUGCAUUGCCUGUUUCCUAAGCUCUUGUGUUUUACCAACACCUUUUUUUUAUUUUAUUUUCUUAGAAAAAAAAAAAAAAACACAAAAAAACACAACAGUCUGUAUUUAUGCUUUUGGACUUAUGGGAACUGUAGUCCUGUACAUUCACAGCACUGAGUAUUUGAACAAAUACAAAACUACAGAUGCUUCAGUGCAGCCUGCAACUUUUAAUGGAGGCCUUGGUUUCAGGGCAAUUCUGUCUGUCUCAUACAUAUUAUUAUAAGCAAGGAUGCCCUUUUAAAAUUAAUUGUGCUGUCACAGGCAGUAAAUGGAAACAAUACUGAAGCAUGUGUAUUUGUUUAAAAGAGUACAGGGUUAUAGCUGGACAUACACAUCUUAAAUGCUAUGGCCCCUUUUAAAUGUAAUCAGGGUUUUUCUUAAUUUCAGAUGCACUGAUCAAAAUCAAGUGCUAUUACCGUUGAGAUGGAGAAAAUCAGAUCCCAGGUUCCCAAAGGCAGGUUCAUACGUCAAUCAUACGCCGUCGCAAAGGGUGAUUUCGAGUCGACUCGUUCGAAGGGUGAUUUCGAGUCGACUCGUAUGACUGCCGAUCCAAGGGAGACUGGUUGCCAGAGUUUAAUUUUUCCGAGCUGGAUGUGUGACAUGACUGUCUCCCAGUGGCUGCAGGACUGAAGUAUGAACCUGCCUUUACAGUUCUGGGAUCACAAUGAAUUUGUUGAGCAGACAAGUUAGGUUAUGCAACUGUCUAGUGACUAGCUAAUGAAAGAAGCCACAUGUUCACAAGGUUGUGUUUUUAACAUUGACUUUCACUGCUGAAUAUUUUGUCGCUUGUGUUCACUGGAUUUCCAGGGAUAGAGAACAUAGUGAUCAUUUGUUUUAUAUCUAUGUAUGUGUACCUUGAUUUGUACUGGAAUUCACAGAUACCAAAGAGUAGGUUCAAUAGCCUUGUUUUUUGGUACGAAUUUCUGUACUGUGUUUGUACCGUUACUUAUCAACUUUCUUUAAGAUUGCACUCUUAAAGUGAAUGUGCGCAGGGGGAAAAGCUCCCCUUCUCUCUGGAUCAGUAGCGAAGGUUCCAUAUGCCACAUAAAUAAACACACUUUGUCUUUAAUACAGGGAUUCUAUAGGAUAAAAUAGCAUGAAUGAUAUUGACUCUUACUAAAACAAUUGUCUACAUUUUAAUAAUUAACUUGAUAAACCUGGAACCGUGUUGAACUGGUCAGUGUUGCCGUGGGGGCUUUUUCCCCUCCCAAUUUCUAGAAGCUAAAAUGUAAGCCACUUUGAAUGCCUUAUCUUUUGAUGUUUGUAAUCUAUUUUUUUUUUUUUGUUCUCUAGUUGGCUUUUAGCUAAAUUCACCUGUUGAAUACUAAGUGCUCAGGUACACUCUUGCUUUCCUCAUUCCAGAGAAUCACGUGACACUUGUGACUUUUCAGAUCUCAUUUGCUCUGUCUCUGUACUCUUGCAAGAGAUAAAAUGAAAUGGCAAAUUGCAGGAGUCUGCGGUGGCACAAUCAUGACAAAAAAGCCAUAUUUGUGGGCCGCUUUCUAGAGGAAUCAUUAAAUCGUUAAUUGCGGGUGGGGCAACACUUUACAGCAAGUGGCUAGUUACAGUAAUUUGUGUUGGAAUGAGGGAACGGGUUAAGAUUUAUAAACUAAUUUGAAGUGUGUUAUAAAUUUGAUUAUUGGAAUGUAACUAAAUUAGGAUUUAAUUGUAUUUUGGGUUUAUAAUUGGGUGAUUACAUGUCAAUUCCAGCCACUUACUGUACUGUUACAGUGGGUUGUUUGUGUCAGAGGAAUUGUGUCUCCACUCCAUGUAAAUAGCAAGCACCUUUUUACGUACUGAUUUUAAAAAACAAAAACCCAAAUGUAUUGGAAUAGGCAGGCAGGCAAGGAGGGAGGGAAGUGUGGGGGACGGGGAAUACAAUAUACUUUAUUUGUGGGUUUUAUGUUAGUCAUAUUUUGUUGUUUUAAAUUGAAUUCUGGUUGUGUGUAACUAUCAUUGUUAUUCAUUUUCUAUCCAAGGACGCUGAGUGGGUGGAAGAAAGAAGGUGAUUGGAUAGCCAUGCCAAAGCCAGCGUGAACCUGGGGUUGUGUGUGUUUUUUUUUUACAGCAUGCAGAAUGCAGGAAUGUAACCAAUAACUGUUUUGUGGUUUUAAUUGCCCUGUGCCUUUCCAAAGGGUACUAUAGUUUGAGAGACCAUUUUGUCUUGAGCAUUUGACGGUGGUGGCGGUGCCUGAACUCCCAGUUCCAACCUUAUAUUGAAGAGUGCGGCUCGGUAUCAGAAUCGCAGACGUGUUUGCAGUGCGAGCUCCCUGUUCUGUUUGCUGCUUCUUUCCCUCUGUGAGAUCAAGCGGAUAACUCUGCUAAAGUUUCCAAGUCUCUCUGGUUUGCUGCUGGAGGUGCCAAAGUCCUCUGUCUAAAAUGAGAGCUAUGUUUUGAGCCAGUGGCUGUACUGACUGCUACCAAGUUUCUGUAGAGUCUGGUUGAAGUUUUGUUCUCUGUAGAGCUGAUGCUGUCGAACGUUCCUGGAGAAUUUAGCUCUGGACUAACCUGUGGUACCUGUCUCUAUCCAUGGAGAGUUAUGAAAGUAAGCAGCUGGACUGACUGUGCAUCAGGUUGCUGUUGGAGCUUAUGCUGUUCCCUCUCUUUUAAAGAAGAGCUGUGGGACUAACUGCUCCAGGUUUCGAUAGAGCUUUUGCUGCUGGCUGUGCCUGUCUCUGUUGUCCAGGACAAGGGCUGUGGGAGCGCAGGGCCAGCUCUGCUGUGUAGGGAAUGUAUAGGACUCUUGCAGCUACGCUCCGCUCUUCAGUAUAUUCAGCAUCAUCCUUGACAGGGAAUUGAACCAGCCCAACAGCUUGGCUGGCACAGUACUUGGGAUUCAAUAUUUGAAUCAAAACAGGUGUGUUUUUUAUUUAAAAAUACCC